AUGCGACGGAAAGAUUCACCAGCCCAUUGCGGCAUUUACAGGCCAUCAAUGCUAUCAGCUUUACGCAGCAAAAUGGACCAGAGAAGGAAAGAAGCAUUCAGCGAACUCGAAGAAGAGGAAUUCGAGAAACAACAAGCACUGGCAAACCAGACACAGUAUUGUCCCGGUACCGUUCCAGAAAUAAUCGUGGAAGAGAAUGUGGACGAUAAUCCGGCUGUAACGAAUCAGAGCAAGGCAAUCACAGUGGAAAAAAAUGACCGAAAAGUGGACGAUCCUGCUACGAUGCAGUUCUCCAAUACUCAGACGUGGCAAUCGACUACUUUAACAUAUACGCCAUGCAAGCACAUUUUUCAUGAAUUUUUUGCAUGA
Molecule: messenger RNA, 369 nt
Organism: Gongylonema pulchrum
Lineage: Eukaryota; Metazoa; Nematoda; Chromadorea; Rhabditida; Gongylonematidae
Source: the annotation of a GenBank genome assembly